Podarcis lilfordi (Lilford's wall lizard) is the source of this 366-nucleotide messenger RNA. Lineage: Eukaryota; Metazoa; Chordata; Lepidosauria; Squamata; Lacertidae. The record is from the annotation of a GenBank genome assembly.
AUGCUGUCCAAAGACACUGAAUCUGCCAGCUCUCUUGGCGUUUCCUCUUCUAGCUGUUCCUCCCUCAGUAUUUUCCAGCUUUUCCCUCUGGACUAUGUCCCUCUGCAAACCACUGUUCUAAAUCAAUACUGUCCUCCUGCCCUUGGGAAGGUUCAGAAAAAGGGAGAUGGGCUCCCAUCAUUCCUCCUCAGUCCAGCUCCUGACAACUGUUAUCCUUUAAAACAGCUUUUCCACUCAGGAGGAAAAUCUUCAUGCCACAUCCUUAGAAUAUGGAAGUUGGAUGAACAGCCACUGAGCUUUCAGACUUGUCCAGAGAAAACAAACCCACUGAGUUAUAUCCAUCAUAAUGAAGCUCCAGGUUUCUGA